CCAUGUUUAAGACACGUGUUUGGCCAUUUAUUUCCGAAGCCGGAGAAAAAUAAAAAAGCAAGCUCUUCCGACUAGGGCUGAAACGAAAUCCCUGGUCUACUUGUAUUGAUAAACACGGCCUCUAGUGGAUUUAAAUGGUAUUUCAUUUCGUGUUGUGUUUUGUAGGCCAUCAAAACCUUCAUCUUUAAAUUGAGAAGAAUUAUGAAAUACUCUGCAGGUCACACAUUUUACUAAAUAACUGACCAAUUGAGCCAAUGUAUGCAAAGCAGUGGUCUACAAGAGGUUUGGCCCAUUCCUAUGGUCUAGUCUAAAAAGACCGAUCAACGAAAUUAGUCAUUUAUAAAUGGUGUUAAGCCCUUUUCCCUCAAAUGUAGGUAUCACUGGUUAGACGGGUGUGGGUUUUCCCGAAACCUUGAAUGGCUAAUUGAUGACCAAGUAAACUACGAUGUCGCUACGACCACAAUACAUUCGGGCUAAUGUAUUUUCUGGUCAAUUUGAGGUCUACAGCCCCGGACGCCCAGGCCUAACGACGCCACUGUUGAUUACCUUGCUCCGAAAGGUCGGUGGGCUUCGGGGCAGCGACGGCCGUUAUAACGUCUUUGGAUACCUAGGCCUAUAUAGAAUGGAUGCGGCGGGAAGCACAGACCCCGAAAAUAACUGGAAUCAAGAUAAUUCUUUCCCAUCCGACUCUAACGAAUCGGAAUACGAUUUCUUCACAAAUCUAAAAUUGCUGGACGAAGACCAUGAAUGGAUAGAAUCAGACGAAGACGUGGUCCUCUGCAGGAGCUGCUCUGCCCAUGCUCCGUCAUCUAACACUGGUCUCUGCAACCCCACGGCGCACCACCAGAACGACGAGUUCAAAAGUUUCCUUGAGAAAAGGGGGACCAGCAAGGAACUAGAGGCGAUCGUUUCAAAUGUCCUGCAGAAACUUCUCCAGGACAGGAAAACCGACGGGAGCUCGAUGUUUAUCAUCCCUAAACAUGACAAUAAGUCUGCCCGUGAAGAAGAAAAGCCACUAAUCGUGGACAAGGCAACACCCGUAUCUCAACUAAAUGUAAUGACUAAUGAAUUUUUCACGGCUAACGCCUGUCCAUCACCUUUACUCGAGGACGCGUUCCCUAUGAUCCACGGGCUUCACCCAGACUCCUCGGACUAUCAAAGUACCGGAAACACUGCUGAGAUUCAUGAGAGACCUGCUUUGAGGAUGGAGCAGCAGGAGCGGCUGAAUAAGUUAGUCUUUGACACCCAUUCGGGUGCAAAUGAAGAAUACCUUAACCCUAAACGUAUAAACAAAAAGAAACUUGGCCAGAGUGUCAGGUGUAAGGGCUGGUAUCCUCCAAUGAACAAAGGCUCUGGUCCAACAUCUCUGAGCGAGAUCCUGCAGGCUGCCCUGUCCAGCCUCAACAGGCAGAUCGAAAUGGAAAUAUACCUCUCCCAGCAACUAGGCAUAAUUGUCACCCCUGCCUCUCUGCACCGAGAUAGGUUAGCACAGAAAUAAGACUUUCAGAUUUUGGGGCGUGAAAUAAAAAAGUGCUUGAGAUGUCAAA
Messenger RNA from Esox lucius (northern pike), 1547 nucleotides. RefSeq lists its product as uncharacterized. The transcript has 3 exons. The coding region runs from base 446 to 1498 and encodes 350 amino acids. Lineage: Eukaryota; Metazoa; Chordata; Actinopteri; Esociformes; Esocidae. The record is from RefSeq and is a predicted model, not a curated record.